UGACAGCAGUUUAAGAGGAACGGACUUGGGCUAUCCUCCUCUAGAUGGUAAUGGUCCUGUUUGUAAGUUGUUUUGUGAAUGCCGACAAAAUGCACGGAUUAUCUAAAUGGUGUGUUAUUUUAAUAUGGAUGGUCUCAUUUACAGUAGUGACAGGCCAAGAUUGUAACAUCAGCAAUUUCAACAAUGGCCAAAUAUCUAAUUUAAAUAUUGACAUUGUGGGUAUGGAGGAAACUUAUUCUAAUGAAAAGCAGAUCAUAGUUCCCUGCAAACACGGGUUUAAUGGAUUCUUCAAAAUAAAAUGCAGUGGUGGCGUUUGGACCAAAGUCCUUGGUGAUAAAUGUACAGCCAAAUCAUGUGGUCAUCCUGGCGAGUCCCUGAAUGCAGACUUCACGCUGGUUUCAGGCACAGAUUUUGUGUUUCCAUCUCAAGUGCAAUAUAAAUGCCACGAAGGCUACAUAAUGGUCAGCCGGAACCCCUACCGCAGAUGCUUGGACCAGGGUUGGAGUGGGAACACACCUACUUGUGAAGCCAUUAAGUGUCCAGAUAUUACCGUUGAUGAAAAUGUUCUCGUGACGGGUAACAGGUUACAGUCCUCCUACGGAAAUGUGCUUCAGUUUGGCUGCAGAAACAGAUUAUUGGCUCUCUAUGGGCCGUUACAUAUUCGCUGUGAAGGAAAUGGCCAGUGGAAUGAAGGACCACCAACAUGUGAUGAAGUGAAAUGUAAAGUGCCGGACAUUGCCAAUGGUAGAGCACAUAAUACUGAGUAUGCAGAAGGUCAGCAUCUGACAAUUACUUGCAACCCUGGAUAUUCACCCUCAGGAAGACGACCACAAUGUCUAAACAUACGCAAGAGAGCUGGAUGGAGCCAAACACCUCUUUGUGAAAGAGUGACAUGUCAACUGCUGCAAGAGAGAGGAACCACUUAUCUUGAUGUAUAUAAGGACCGAUUUUUACCUGGAGAAACCGUUUCGGUGAAAUGCGCCCAAGGCCACUGGUUUUCCUUUAAUGAUCAGCAAACCCAGAAAACAAUUACUUGUACAGAAAGUGGGAAAUGGAUUUCAGCUGGCGUCAUUUGGGUGGGGCCAUGCCAAGUGAUCACAUGUCAGGAUCCAAAUGACCCUAAUUUGAAAGAACGGCUUCGAACUGCACAAUAUGGUGGAUAUGCAUACUACCGGUGCAAAGAAGGCUUCAGGCCAACUGCUUAUGUUACAGCUAGAUGCACGGAAAACGGAUGGACCCCAAACCCACUCUGUCUGCCCUCCCAAUGCAAUUUACCAAAAAGAGUAGAGAAUGCAGUUAUUACUGAAAAUAAACGGGUGGUCUACUGGGAUGGUGCCAGAGUAACCUACAAAUGCCGUACCAAUUACAGAAUGGAAGGAGAGAGUAUAAUUACAUGCCAACAUGGUCAAUGGACUCAAGAAACUCCUACUUGCAUCCAAGUGACAUGUCAACUGCCGCAAGAGAGAGAGAACACUUAUCUUGAUGUAAAUAAGGACCAAUUUUUACCUGGAGAAACCGUUUCGGUGAUAUGCAACCAAGGCCACUGGUUUUCCAUUGAUGAUCAGCAAACCCAGAAAACAAUUACUUGUACAAAAAGUGGGGAAUGGAAUACAGCUGCAGAAUGCCAAGAGAUCAUCAUAUGUCAGGAUCCAAAUGACCCUAAUUUGAAACAAUGGCUUCAAAGUACACGAUAUAGUGGAUAUGCACACUACUGGUGCAAAGAAGGCUUCAGGCCAACUGAUGAUACAGCUAGAUGCACGGAAAACGGAUGGACACCAAACCCACUCUGUAAAGAAGUGACAUGUCAACUGCCGCAAGAGAGAGAGAACACUUAUCUUGAUGUAAAUAAGGACCAAUUUUUACCUGGAGAAACCGUUUCGGUGAUAUGCAACCAAGGCCACUGGUUUUCCAUUGAUGAUCAGCAAACCCAGAAAACAAUUACUUGUACAAAAAGUGGGGAAUGGAAUACAGCUGCAGAAUGCCAAGAGAUCAUCAUAUGUCAGGAUCCAAAUGACCCUAAUUUGAAACAAUGGCUUCAAAGUACACGAUAUAGUGGAUAUGCACACUACUGGUGCAAAGAAGGCUUCAGGCCAACUGAUGAUACAGCUAGAUGCACGGAAAACGGAUGGACACCAAACCCACUCUGUAAAGAAGUGACAUGUCAACUGCCGCAAGAGAGAGAGAACACUUAUCUUGAUGUAAAUAAGGACCAAUUUUUACCUGGAGAAACCGUUUCGGUGAUAUGCAACCAAGGCCACUGGUUUUCCAUUGAUGAUCAGCAAACCCAGAAAACAAUUACUUGUACAAAAAGUGGGGAAUGGAAUACAGCUGCAGAAUGCCAAGAGAUCAUCAUAUGUCAGGAUCCAAAUGACCCUAAUUUGAAACAAUGGCUUCAAAGUACACGAUAUAGUGGAUAUGCACACUACUGGUGCAAAGAAGGCUUCAGGCCAACUGAUGAUACAGCUAGAUGCACGGAAAACGGAUGGACACCAAACCCACUCUGUAAAGAAGUGACAUGUCAACUGCCGCAAGAGAGAGAGAACACUUAUCUUGAUGUAAAUAAGGACCAAUUUUUACCUGGAGAAACCGUUUCGGUGAUAUGCAACCAAGGCCACUGGUUUUCCAUUGAUGAUCAGCAAACCCAGAAAACAAUUACUUGUACAAAAAGUGGGGAAUGGAAUACAGCUGCAGAAUGCCAAGCUUUAUUCAGAUGUCAGGAUCCAAAUGACCCUAAUUUGGAAGAACAGCUUCAAAGUAAGGGGAUUGGUGAAAAUGCACAAUACCAGUGCAAAGAAGGCUUCACGCCAACUGAUGCUCGUACGGCUACAUGCACGGAAAACGGAUGGACACCAAACCCACUCUGUAAAGCUAAUGGAGCUGAGCUGGAGAAGGUGGAGCCUACUGUCGUGUCUGGGUCCAGUGCAACAACCACCGCAGAUAGAGGUAGCGAAAUAACUUGUGGGGAUCCGCCGUCGCUGCCUGAUGGAAAAAUCUGUGGAAAUUUUAAGGCACCCCACAAGCACGGGGAUAAAGUGAGAUACGCUUGUGGAAUUAACUUCACCAUUAAGGGAGACGUCAAGACCUGUGAGAACGGACAAUGGACCGGAGAGACUAGAUGUCUUGAUAAUGGAGCUGAGCUGGAGCCUACUGUCGUGCCUGGGUCCAGUGCAACAACCACCGCAGCUAAUGGAGCUGAGCUGGAGAAGGUGGAGCCUACUGUCCUGCCUGGGUCCAGUGCAACAACCACCGCAGAAUCGGCAUUGAUGGAUGCGCGAGAGGUGAUACCACUUCACGACAACAGCGAGGCCGAGGCGUCCCAGGAAUAGAAACGCGAAUCAGUUGCCUUAUUAGGUCCUCCACAGUCGCCCCAUCAGUCCCUGGCAGUCUUGUCCCUGGAGCAGCUGUCCCUGGAUCACCUGCCCCUGAAUCACCUGCCCCUGGCAAAGUGGCCUCUUGAUUGCUCUCUCUGUCUCCUGUCAUGUCCUUUUCAUCACUCUUGAAAUCCACCUCAAUUUCUCCCUCAAUCUCUAACAAUUACAAGGUAAUGUUGCCGUUAUAUGUAUUUUGCCUUUGCAUUUGCAACUUCUGUCAUCUCUAAUGUAAGGCAAUGUAAGAAGAUUAAUUAAAGCGAAACAUUUCUGUAAUGUGAAUUAAAUCGUCUGCCACAAUCAGAAACCAAUAAAAUGUAUAAAUGGAUCUACCGGCAAUUGUUAAUUGGGUAGAAAUGUGUAGAUUAUCUACAUUGUGUGCAAAUCCUCAGAGAAUCCCUGACUUCUGGUGUUUUUUUAAACUGAAUGUACAAAUAUGAAUUAUGUAAUCUCAUUAGGAGUGUAGUCUAUCCUUGAACUAUUGUUAGCUGCAUGGAUCAUACCGAAGUUUUUGGCGCAAUAUGUGUGGUCCGUUGCACUUGGUUCUGGAGGCACCCUCACAGAAGGGGGUUUCAUCCUUCGGCUUAGGGCGAUGAAUGAAAACUGUUGGGACUGCAUCGGGCCUCAGCUUCAACAUCCCUUCUCUUUUUGUGGCAGUGAAUUGGUCAUCUUCAAAGUUUCUGAGUUUUUGACUGUUGCUGACCCCUGGCACUUGUAAGUUUUGACGGCUGACCAUUGCCAUCCAUUUCUUCCUGCACUCUUCCUUGGAAGCCAUACAUGUGGUAACCCUUCUCGGACCGAUUGGAGCAUCCAAACGCUGCACAGCCAACCAUGGUAUGACCAUUGAUCUAAAAAACAAUUUUGAAUUUGCUCAGGGCUAUUAUAAGUAUUGUAAUGGCAUAAAGUAUAGUAUAUUUGCAACGUUAUUAUAUGUUAAUGGCUUGCCCUAAGUAUAUAGUGUUCCCUGCUGUGUCCAUUGUUGAAUCUGUUCACACAAUCGCACUCACUUGUUCUUGUUGUCACACAUUGUUUAAUAAAAU
Messenger RNA from Gadus chalcogrammus (walleye pollock), 4408 nucleotides. RefSeq names its product sushi, von Willebrand factor type A, EGF and pentraxin domain-containing protein 1-like. Lineage: Eukaryota; Metazoa; Chordata; Actinopteri; Gadiformes; Gadidae. The record is from RefSeq and is a predicted model, not a curated record. Bases 45 to 3326 code for a protein of 1093 amino acids. The transcript is spliced from 23 exons.